Messenger RNA from Prunus armeniaca (apricot), 1281 nucleotides. The record is from the annotation of a GenBank genome assembly. Lineage: Eukaryota; Viridiplantae; Streptophyta; Magnoliopsida; Rosales; Rosaceae.
AUGGUCCCGUUUUUUCUAUUUGUUAAAGUUGGUGGGUUUGGUUUCUUCCGUGGGUGUCAGCACGGAUUUAAUUACCAGCACAAGCGUGGUCUUGUGAAUGUGAAGUUGAAAUGGGUGAAAGAUAGGGGAUUGGAUGCUGUUGUGACCGCUGUGAGAGAUCUCAAAGCUGCCUGUAUUCUUGUUUCCAUUAUCUCAUCCUCACCUCAGUGCUGCCUCCCCAUAUACCGUCUCUCUUGCCAUCGUGGACAACUCAGUCUUCCUUGUGAUCUGAAGCUCUCUACUUUUAUUAGGAAAUUUCCUUCUGUUUUUGUUGAGUCCCACACAUUUUGGAGUGGAGGUGCUCGUGUCCCAUGCUUUAGCUUGACUCCUGAAGCCCUACAACUCUACCAUGAGGAACUCAAUGUCCUUCAGGAGAAUCAGAUGGAUCUCAUUAAUAGGCUUCAAAAACUGCUCAUGCUUACCCAGGGUUGGACCCUUCCUUUACAAACCCUUGACCAACUGAAAUGGGACCUGGGCUUGCCAUAUGAUUACCAGGACUCAGUCAUUCCACAUCACCCUGACCUAUUCUCUUUCAUCCGCCUCCCCGAUGACCGUGUUGGCUUGAAGCUCUUAUCCUGGGACGAGGACCUCGCUGUCUCCCAAUUGCAAAAGAAUUCUGCUAUACAACAGAAGGAAGAAGAUGCAAGAAGUGGCUGUUUAGCUUUUCCUGUUGGAUUUACGAGGGGUUUUGGAUUGAAGAGAAAAUGCAUGGAGUGGUUGAAAGAGUGGCAGACCCUCCCUUAUACUUCACCGUACUCUGAUGCCUCUCAUUUAGAUCCUCGUACAGAUGUAUCGGAGAAGAGGAUUGUAGGGGUUUUUCAUGAGCUUCUUCAACUAACCAUACACAAGAAAACUGAGCGUAAGAAUGUGAGCAACCUUCGUAAACCUUUGGCCCUACCCCAGAAGUUCACUAAAGUGUUUGAGCGCCAUCCAGGUAUUUUCUACAUUUCAAAAAAGUGUGCCACUCAAACUGUCAUUCUAAGGGAAGCCUAUAACCAUCAACAACUCUUGCAAAAACACCCCACUGUAGAUUUGAGGGAAAGAUUUGCAAGGCUGUUAAGAAAAGGGCUCCUGGAUAGGAGCAAAGGUUUAUACAAGAAGAGUAAAGGUGAUGGUGUAGAAGUAGAUCCACAUGUUGAUGAUAUCGGUAAUAACCAAUCCAGUUCCGAAGAGGAGUCAGUUAACAAUUUGUUUUAUGAGUACGACUCCGAUAAACCAGACGAACCUAGGAUUCAGUUGUGA